Molecule: messenger RNA, 1883 nt
Organism: Corylus avellana
Lineage: Eukaryota; Viridiplantae; Streptophyta; Magnoliopsida; Fagales; Betulaceae
Product: HXXXD-type acyl-transferase family protein
Source: RefSeq, a predicted model, not a curated record
ACAGGUCUACAAAGCUGAAAGUGCAUGAAUCCAAAUCUCAACCUCUCAUUUCCCUUCUUCUAUUUAAACCCUCACCACCUCUCCCUUCCCUCUCACAAACUCAUCACCCUCACCUCCUGAGCUAGUCAUUUCUGUAAAUCCCAUUAAAAAAUGCCUUCUUCAUCUUCUGUCACUCUGGUUUCCAAAUGCACGAUAUACCCAGAACAAAAAUCAGACAUGAAACCCCUCAAGCUCUCCGUCUCCGACCUCCCCAUGCUCUCUUGCCAGUACAUCCAAAAGGGUGUCCUUCUCACCCGCCCACCCUACUCCAUCGACCACCUCCUCUGCUCUCUCAAACACUCUCUAUCCCUCACUCUCAACCACUUCCCCGCCCUCGCCGGCCGUUUCUUCACCGACCCAGAUGACGCCCAUGUCUACAUCGUUUGUAACGACCAAGGCGCCGACUUUGUCCAAGCCAAAGCCAAGCACCUCUCGAUUCACACCCUCCUCUCCCCCGACCUCGACGUUCCCGCCUGCUUCAAAGAGUUCUUCGCCUUCGACAGGCCUCUCAGCUAUUUGGGCCACUUCAAGCCCUUGGCCGCCGUCCAGGUCACCGAGCUAAACGACGGCGUUUUCAUCGGCUGCACCGUCAACCACGCCGUCGCUGACGGGACCUCUUUCUGGCACUUCUUCAACACAUUCGCCGAGAUUUGCAGAGGCGCCAACAAGAUAUCCAAAGCCCCGGAUUUUCGCCGCAACACCGUGUUCAACUCCCCAGCAGUGCUCCGAUUUCCCCCCGGUGGUCCCAAAGUGACUUUUACCGGCGACAAGCCGCUGCGCGAGCGAAUCUUUCACUUCUCUAAGGAAGCGAUUCUGAAGCUGAAACUCAGAGCCAAUAACUAUAAUCAGCUGCAGAAAGUAACGAACAACGGUCUAGCUGACCAGUCAGCGGUGGAGAUACUUGGAAAACAGUGUAACGACAGUUGGAAAACCGUUAACGGCGGUAACGGAGUUUCCAACGGUAAGAUAACGUCCGUCUCGGAGGAUAUUCAUAUACUGAAGAAAAACGUGACCAAAGGGACGGCGGAAAUUUCGUCGUUCCAGUCGCUCAGCGCUCAGCUGUGGCGCGCGGUGACACGUGCGAGGCGGUUGGAGGCGAGCAAAGCGACGACGUUUCGGAUGGCGGUGAACUGCCGCCACCGGCUGGAGCCGCGGAUGGACCCUUACUACUUCGGCAACGCGAUCCAGAGCAUCCCGACCAUCGCGACGGUCGGCGAGGUCCUGUCUCGAGAUCUACGCUGGUGCGCCGAUCUGCUCCACCGCAACGUGGUGGCGCACGAAGACGCCACUGUGCGGCGUGGAGUGGCGGAUUGGGAGCGGGAGCCGAGGCUAUUCCCGCUGGGCAACUUCGACGGCGCGAUGAUCACCAUGGGAAGCUCGCCGCGAUUCCCUAUGUACGACAACGAUUUCGGGUGGGGCCGGCCAUUGGCUGUCCGGAGUGGAGCCGCGAACAAAUUCGACGGAAAGAUCUCUGCAUUUCCGGGGAGAGAAGGCAACGGGAGCGUCGACCUGGAGGUGGUGUUGGCGCCGGAGACGAUGGCGGAGCUGGAGACGGAUACGGAGUUCAUGCAGUACGUAUCGGCUAGCGUGUGAGCGAGCGUGGAAAGUGGAAACCGCCAAAUUAACCGGGCAGGGGUGAUUUGGACGGUUGUAAUAUUUCUUGUCUUUAUUCAGAACAAUUUAUGCGGGGUAAAACAGCGACGUUUUGGUUGUUUCCGCGAAAAGUGUGUAGGGUGUGGUAGGGCCUAGUGUUUCUUACGCUUUCUGUACAUUGCCUUUCAUUUUCCAUGUGAGGGAGAAAUGAAAAGAUCUUUGAUCAAAAACAUUUUACGUCUUUUUCUUUC